Molecule: messenger RNA, 705 nt
Organism: Plasmodium malariae
Lineage: Eukaryota; Apicomplexa; Aconoidasida; Haemosporida; Plasmodiidae
Product: Plasmodium exported protein, unknown function
Exons: 2
Coding region: 1-705 (234 amino acids)
Source: RefSeq, a predicted model, not a curated record
AUGAAACAAAAAGUUAAGUUUCAAUUUUUUAUUAAAAUUAGUACGUUUAUCCUUUUAACACAGGUAUGUCAUUAUUACAAUGAUAUGCACAACAUCGAUAAAAAAUUAGAUACAAGAAAUUAUCGAUUACUAGAAAAUUAUAAACAAGAAAAUUACUUAAAAAAUAUAUUAUUAAAUUAUAGUAUUCCAAAUAUUGGGGAAUACAAGGAGAAAGAUACUUUUAAUGAUAAAAUAACCGAAGGAAAAAAUAAAAAAAGAAAUGAAUGUUCAUUAAAUAAUAUCAAAGACUAUAAACAAGCAAGAAAGGAUAAAUCAUCUAUUUACACUGGAGGAAAUUUAUAUGUUGAAAAAAGGAUACUAGAUAAUAUGUUUUUUCUAAAUAAUAUUAGGGGUGAUAUGAAUGAUAAUAAAAGGAAAUUAAUCAAGAAGAGAACUGAUAAAUAUUUAUUGAUUCUUUGGUUACCUGUGUUGCUUGUAGUAGUUGGAUUUACUAUAACUUUUUAUUUGUGUAUAAAAAAAUAUUUUGGAAGUUUACCUGAAUGGUCCAGUGAAAUAACGGCAAUUAUAGUAUUGUUUUUAACAUUGAGUAUUUUCGUUUUUAUAGUGAUUACUUUUGCCUGUAAAAAAAUUAAAAAAUAUGACAAUUCAUUACGUAAAAUUAGUAAAAUGAAUGAAAGAGAUUAUCUGUAUUUCCCUAAUGUAUAG